Messenger RNA from Necator americanus (New World hookworm), 1149 nucleotides. RefSeq lists its product as uncharacterized. The transcript is spliced from 10 exons. The record is from RefSeq and is a predicted model, not a curated record. Bases 1 to 1149 code for a protein of 382 amino acids. Lineage: Eukaryota; Metazoa; Nematoda; Chromadorea; Rhabditida; Ancylostomatidae. Gene Ontology annotation, molecular function: oxidoreductase activity, acting on the CH-OH group of donors, NAD or NADP as acceptor.
AUGACGAAUUGCGAUCAGAAAAUGCUGUCAACUGAUGAGGAUAGAGCUAAGCAAGUGGUGUUAGUCACUGGAGCAUCCGGGUAUGUGGCUCUACAUUGCGUCCAACAACUAUUAGAUGCUGGUUACAGUGUUCGUGGAACGGUUAGAAGCAAAAACAACACUCAUAAGGUUUCUCCUCUGCUUCGCCUUCGCCAUGCAAAAGAACGAUUGGAACUCGUUGAGGCGGAUCUACUGAAUGAAGAGGAUUGGACUAGAGCCGUCAAUGGCUGCACAUUUAUUCUACAUGUUGCAUCACCAUGGCCGAUAGUGGCGGAUGAGUUCACAAUCAAAACUGCUGUGGACGGGACUCUUCACGUGUUACACGCAGCAUCGAUGGAACCAUCUGUGAAAAAGGUGGUCCUGACAAGCAGUUGCUCGGCAAUCAAUGAUGGACAUCCAAACGACUCACAAAUAUUCGACGAAACAUGUUGGACUGAUCUGGAUAGUCCGAAUGUUGAUAACUAUGCGAAAAGUAAAACAAUGGCUGAGAAAGCAGCAUGGGAAUUCUGGAAUACACUGGACUACGACGACCGUUUCGCUUUAACAGUUCUUAAUCCGACGUUUAUCAUUGGCCCGGUGCUUUCAGACUGUGAGAAUGGCAGCGCUACAAUAAUCGGAAGAAUGAUGGAUUGCCGUACGUAUUUAUCUUCGCCAAAAGUUAGCCUAGGAAUAGUGGAUGUUCGUGAUGUUGCUAAGGCCCACGUUGAAGCACUAACAAGAAAGGAGACGGAUGGAGAGCGUAUUUUGAUCUCAGCACGAUCGGUUUGGUUCAAGGAUAUGGCGAGGUGGUUACGAAGAGAGUUUAAAAAAAUGGGAUAUUCCAUAACCCAUUCGGAGGCGCCAAAUUGGAUCCUAAAACUUUAUAACGCCCUAAAAAUUGACAUACAUGUGGCCGCGGUUGUACAUCGAGUGGGCCCGGAACUACAAUUCGACAACACAAAGUCCCGCGAACUUCUCGGGCUGACCUACACGGAUGUUCGAAAAUCGCUCAUCGAAAUGGUGCACAGUAUGAUCCAGUACGGUAUGGUCCGUAAAACAUCUGGAUACGAGAAAUGGAUGAAGAAGGAGAAGAAGAAGAUGACAAUGGUGACGAACCGAGCACAGUCAUAG